AUGUCUGACAGCAAUCCUCCAGCGGAACCAAACAGAAAUAGAAAACGGAAGAGCGAUUCGUCUUCAGAUACACCGUCUUCAUCUUCUCGUCCUCCACAACCUGUACCGAUUUCAAGACGUUCUUCAACCCAAUCAACAUCGUCCAUCACUGUUGAAAACGUCAUUAGAACGUUGAGUAAACCCCUUGAAGGAAGAAAUCUCAAUGUGAACAAUAUUGCUGAAAAAGUUCUGAAAUUCACAGUUGAAUAUGGCGAAAAAGUUGCUGCUUCGAUUGGGAAAACUUGGUCAACGGUUCGAACGGAAAUGGAGUAUCGCAUUCAUCCAUUCACUCAUGCGAAUCGACGCAACGAAAUGAGCGAGAAAGAACAAAUUCCGUACCUGCGAUUGUCAAAUUGGUUCGAGUACUAUGAGGAAAGUAAAGAUAAAGAAGCGGUUCUAGAUUUGCACAAGAAACUGUAUGAAAGAUGGGAAGUAUUGGCGCUGUUAGACAGUAAUCCUCCGACGGAACCAAACAGGAAUAGAAAACGGAAGAGCGAUUCUUCAAAUACACCGUCUUCAUCUUCUCGUCCUCCACAACCUGUACCGAUCUCAAGCGGUUCUUCCACCCAAUCAUCAUCAUCCAUCACUGUUGAAGACAUCAUUAGAACGUUGAGUAAACCCCUUGAAGGAAGAAAUCUCAAUGCGAACAAUAUUGCUGAUAAAGUUCUGAAAUUCCCAGAUGAAUAUGGCGAAAAAGUUGCUGCAUCGAUUGAGAAAAAUUGGUCAAAUGUUCGAAGGGAAAUGAAUCGUUGCAUUCAUUCUGGGGGUCAAUACGAGAAAAUGCCGAUGAGAAAACAAAUGGUGUACUUGCGAUUGUUCAAUUGGUUCGAAAAUUAUGAGGAAAGUCAAGUGAAAGAAGCGGUUCUUGAUUUGCACAAGGAAUUGGAGAAGAGAUGGAGAAAAAUGGAUAAAGAAUUAGAAGAAAGCAAAAAAAGUAAAGAGGAAAUUGAAGUCACAAAAAGGAAAAAGGCUGUUGAUCGCAUCAUCAAAAAAUUGAGUACUCGCCUUGAAGGAAGAGAUCUCAAUGAGGAUAAGAUUGCUGAACAAGUAAAGGAAUUCACAGAGGAAUAUGGCUUAAAAGUUGCUGCAUCAAUUGGGCAAAAUUGGGACAUAGUUCGAGAGGAAAUGAAUUCUCGCUUACCGGUUCGAAUCAAAGAUAUGGAUGAGGAAAAACAAAGGAUGUACAUGCGAAUGUUCAAUUGGUUGGAUUACUAUGAGGAUAGUGAUGUGAAAGAAGAAGUUUUAAACUUGCAUCUGGAACUGAAAGAGAGAUGGUUAGACAUAAAACACAAAUGGGAGUGGAUAGAGAAUCUCACAGUUGAUGAUAUUCUCGAAGAACUGAGGAAACCUCUUGGAGAUAGAACACUCGAUGUUAAAGAUGUCAUUUUACGAGCCAAUGAAUUCAUUGAAAGAUAUAAAAGACAUGACAAUCCAACAACACAAAUUGCUGUUAUGUUUGGUGAAAGUUGGGCAACUUUUACACGAAAAAGAAAUAUAUAUCUCGUGGAGCAAACAUACGAGGAAAUGAGUUUAGACCUCCAAGAAUUUUACCUGCAAUUGUUCAAUUGGUUGGAAUUCUAUAAGGAAGAUUGGCAGAGAGCAGGGGUUAUAAACUGUAUGGAUCUUCAUAAAAUUCAAACCACCUGUGGAGAGAAUGAGUACAACGAUGGAGUUCGGCCUCUACCAGGCCAUCCACACAUUCCUCUCAGUCUUCGGUGUUGGAAUCAAUAUCUUUCUGUUGUACCUGGCGCUGACAAAGUCACCGAAAAUCAUGCGUCCAUGUUCUGCACUUAUCACCAACAAGUCGUUGACAGAUAUCAUGUCAUCACUGGCUAA
This is a messenger RNA of Caenorhabditis remanei, 1875 nucleotides long. RefSeq lists its product as uncharacterized. The record is from RefSeq and is a predicted model, not a curated record. The coding region runs from base 1 to 1875 and encodes 624 amino acids. Lineage: Eukaryota; Metazoa; Nematoda; Chromadorea; Rhabditida; Rhabditidae. The transcript has 5 exons.